Molecule: messenger RNA, 1251 nt
Organism: Ilyonectria robusta
Lineage: Eukaryota; Fungi; Ascomycota; Sordariomycetes; Hypocreales; Nectriaceae
Exons: 1
Coding region: 1-1251 (416 amino acids)
Source: RefSeq, a predicted model, not a curated record
AUGUUUAAUCAUACUGCGACAAGUCCUGAGAAGCUGGGAUGGGUUCCCUCACCAACUAGCAGGGGAACGAUAGAUAUCAUCUGGUCAUGUUCACUUGUUCUAUUCGCUUGCACAUGGACUGUGUUACACACCAAUUUACCCGAAGAAGGAGAGUCCAUCAAGCUCAUCACUCUCCGAAAGAUAAGAUGGGCCAUAUGGGCUCUCUUCUCACCUGAGAUAGUCAUGGUAGGGGCAGCUUAUCAAUGGUCCUCGGCUCGGGCGUCCAUGAAAGAGAUGCAAGCCGAAGGCCACCUGCACUGGAAGAUGGCCCACAGUUUCUUCGCUGACAGCGGUGGGUUCCUACUACGCUGCCCACAUUAUCCUCCUUUUCCCAUCCAGGCUAGAGGUAUCAUGUACCUCGUCUCGCAAAAUCAUAUACCUGUACCAAAGGUUACAAGGAGGGAGAUUCUGGACAGAAGCAAAACAAACAAACUAGGAAAGACUUUGGCUCUCAUGCAGAGCCUUUACCUCGUUUGCCAGGUCGUGGCCCGUUACAUCCAAGGUCUUGAAAUCUCCAGCCUUGAGAUUCUCACACUAUCAUUCCUCAGCUGUACAAUACCAACUUACAUUUUCUGGCUCGAGAAACCACUCGAUUGCGACUUUCCAGUUUAUAUCGACUUGAAUAUUCCGAUCUCCACAAUCCUUGCCGCGGCAGACAUAGCCGAUGAGACAUACAGAUGUACGCCGCUGGAUUUCGUCGAAGGAACGAGUUUGAGGGCUUGGAAUCGCCGACAGUGUUUCAAUAACGCGUUCGGCCUCAAACAACAGCCGCUUAGGAGAGUUCCGAAUGACUCCGUGCCAGUCGCCGGUCCCUGCUUGGCAUUGAUAGUUUGGCUAUUCACCCUUCUACACGCGGCUAUACAGGUCUCGGCGUGGAACAUCGAGGUCCCAACCGAAGCAGAAAAUAUUCUUUGGAGAACGUUUUCUAUUUCAAUCCUUCUCGAAGUCUUUUUCUGGGGUAUUAUAGACAUGAUAUCGAUUUGGCCGGGAUUUAACUACACGAUUACCCUUUUUUGGAUAUGGGAAAAACGUACAACUAGGACAGAUUCAUUCUGGCAUCGGUGGGCUCUGAAUGGGCUAUCUAUGGCGGGGACUUUGGUUUACUUUGCGGCGAAGUUGGGCUUGAUUGUCUUGAGCCUAACAACAUUGCGACAGAUGCCUCAGUCGGUAUAUAACACUGUCCGGUGGACUAGUUUCUUACCACAUUGGUAG